CCCAGCCCUGUACAAGUUGAGCAGGGACGAGAGAGGCCGGAGCUGAGGCUGUGCAGCCCAGGAGAGGAUGUCUCCCAGUCUUCAGGAAGGGGCUCGGCUGGCGGAAGGCAAACCCUCAUCCUGCUCCUUCUCAAUUGAGAGCAUCUUAGGACUGGACCAAAAGAAAGACGUCCUUCCAACAGUGGAGCCCCACAGGCCUUGGGCGGACACCUGCAGCUCCUUAGGGAAGGAUGCUAACUCACGGUUACAUGUCCCAGAUUUUCCCAAUGGGCUAUCAUUCCCACGCGUGGUGGAUCACCCAAUGCCAGAAGAAAGAGUUUCGAAAUAUGAAAAUUACUUUCCAACCUCAGAGAGAGUCGCUUUGAAAAGAGAGUUGAGUUGGUAUAGAGGCCGAAGACCAAGGACUGCUUUUACUCAAAAUCAGAUUGAAGUGCUGGAAAACGUCUUCAGAGUAAACUGCUACCCUGGUAUUGAUAUCAGAGAGGAUUUGGCUCAAAAGUUGGAUCUUGAAGAAGACAGAAUCCAGAUUUGGUUCCAAAAUCGACGUGCAAAGCUGAAAAGGUCCCACAGAGAAACGCAGUUUCUAAGGGCAAAAAAAAAUUUCGACACGAACGUUUUGGAGCAGAUGGAAAACUAAACCAGCGAAAUUAUCUUCCAAGAACACAUCAUGAAGAACCAAUG
Molecule: messenger RNA, 681 nt
Organism: Ochotona curzoniae (black-lipped pika)
Lineage: Eukaryota; Metazoa; Chordata; Mammalia; Lagomorpha; Ochotonidae
Gene: HESX1
Product: HESX homeobox 1
Exons: 4
Coding region: 68-637 (189 amino acids)
Biological process (GO): regulation of transcription by RNA polymerase II; forebrain development; pituitary gland development
Cellular component (GO): nucleus
Molecular function (GO): DNA-binding transcription repressor activity, RNA polymerase II-specific; RNA polymerase II cis-regulatory region sequence-specific DNA binding
Source: RefSeq, a predicted model, not a curated record